UACUACUGCGGCAACCUGCACCACGAAGUGGAGCUGGGGGUGGUGAUCGGGAGGAGAGCGCAGGCCGUGGCGCAGGAGGCGGCCAUGGAGCACGUGGCGGGUUACGCGCUCUGCUUGGACAUGACGGCCAGGGACACCCAGGAGGAGUGCAAAAAGAAAGGGCUGCCCUGGACCCUGGCCAAGGGCUUCAGUUCGUCGUGCCCCGUCAGCGACUUCGUGCCCAAGGAGAAGAUCCCGGAUCCUCACAAGCUGAAGAUCUGGCUCAAGGUGAACGGGAAGCUGAGGCAGGAAGGGGAAACCUCCUCCAUGAUCUUCUCCAUCCCCUACCUGAUCAGCUACAUCAGCGAGAUAGUCACCCUGGAAGAAGGGGACUUGGUUCUGACCGGGUCUCCCAAAGGAGUCGGGCCCGUGCAGGCCAACGACGAGAUCGAGGCGGGCAUUACCGACGUCAUCUCCAUGCGGUUUAAGGUGGCGCAGCAGACACGAGGAUCCUAA
Molecule: messenger RNA, 495 nt
Organism: Apaloderma vittatum (bar-tailed trogon)
Lineage: Eukaryota; Metazoa; Chordata; Aves; Trogoniformes; Trogonidae
Gene: FAHD1
Product: fumarylacetoacetate hydrolase domain containing 1
Exons: 1
Cellular component (GO): mitochondrion
Molecular function (GO): acetylpyruvate hydrolase activity
Source: RefSeq, a predicted model, not a curated record